Olea europaea var. sylvestris is the source of this 1180-nucleotide messenger RNA. RefSeq names its product transcription factor MYB20-like. The transcript has 3 exons. NCBI's taxonomy places the organism in Eukaryota, Viridiplantae, Streptophyta, Magnoliopsida, Lamiales, Oleaceae. The record is from RefSeq and is a predicted model, not a curated record. Bases 184 to 1095 code for a protein of 303 amino acids.
UUUAUUUUUUAUUUUUUCCUUGGGGUCACUAGGUGGAUUGAGGUGUCUAUAAAUAGGGAGUUGUGGUAUGAGUUGUAGGCUAGUCUGUUCAGUUCUAUCCUCCUGCUUGAGUGUAUAAACAAAUUAACUUAUAAGUAAUUGGAUAAUCACUCAAAUUUUUUUUUGUGAGAGCUUAAAUUGAAGAUGGGAAGGCAACCUUGCUGUGACAAAGUUGGAUUAAAGAAGGGUCCAUGGACUGCUGAAGAAGACAAAAAACUUAUGAAUUUCAUCCUCACCAAUGGCCAAUGCUGCUGGAGAGCUGUCCCUAAACUUGCAGGACUCUUGAGGUGUGGAAAGAGUUGCAGAUUGAGAUGGACAAAUUAUCUAAGGCCAGACUUGAAGAGGGGGCUUCUCUCAGAAUAUGAAGAGAAAACGGUUAUUGAUCUUCAUUCUCAGCUUGGGAACAGAUGGUCCAAAAUUGCUUCUCAUCUGCCUGGAAGAACUGAUAAUGAGAUCAAGAAUCAUUGGAACACCCACAUCAAGAAAAAGCUGAGAAAGAUGGGGAUCGAUCCUCUCACCCACCAGCCAUUGCCCACUAACACGACAGAAAAUGAACCUCCUAAACCCCAGGCGGCACAGCCUGAAGUGGCGGUUCAGAACAAGGAGGAGGAGGAGGAGGAGGUGGUGGUGGUUGACAAUGACACCCCAUUGCAGUCAACAAUUACUGAUCAGGCUAAAGAUCGAGACAAAAACAUACCCACUAGCCCAUUUGAUUCAAUGGACGUCAAUAAUGACUUCUGCAUUGAUGAAAUUCCAGUAAUUGAACCCCAUGAAAUUCUUAUUCCUUGUGAAAAUUCAUCUCCAUCGUCAUCCUCUUCCUCAGCCGCCGCCUCCUCCUCCUCUGGCGGUGGCGGGUUCUCGUCCACUUUGCUUGAAGAUUUGGAUUUUCCCACAACGUUCGAUUACAACGAAAUCAUGAACAGUAUUUCAGACGAUGAUCUCAUAAGCAGUUUGGAUUUGUAUAAUAAUUGUGAUAGUAACAGCAAUUUAAUGGUGGAACCUCUGUUCCCUUUGAUGGUCUCAGAUGAAGAGUUUUGGAAGUUUGAUUUUUUGUAGAUUAUAUUUACAAAUGUAAUUUCUGAGUUUUCUGUUUCUAAAUCUAAUAAAGAACAAAGAUUAAACGGAGGCCAAAUUUAUCAAA